Funneliformis caledonium is the source of this 262-nucleotide messenger RNA. The record is from the annotation of a GenBank genome assembly. Lineage: Eukaryota; Fungi; Glomeromycota; Glomeromycetes; Glomerales; Glomeraceae.
AUGUCUUCUCACCAAGUUGACGCUAAUGGUUUUCAAGGUUCUCAAAGUUAUAAAAAUAACCAAAAUUUACGAAAAUACAGACCUUUAGCUCUAAAGUUACCAUAUACUCAAAUGGUUGAUAGCUCUUCUUGGCAAUUUUUAAAUUUCCAAUUAACAUCUAAGUCAAGUACUCAAGUAUUAAAACCAAGUACUCCGAUGGGAAGACCAAAUGAUUAUGAUUCAUUACAUGAAACUAAUGUUCUUCAGCCUAAGGAAAAUACUG